AUGUCUCAGGAGCCUCCAACGAAAAGAGCCGGACGGGCUUGUUUGAGUUGCCGGUCAAGGAAGAUUCGCUGUAACUUCGAAGAGUGUGGCCCGCCGUGCAGCAAUUGUCUCACUGAUGACAUUGAAUGCUUCACCGCGAAGUCCAGACGAGGCAAGAGGCCUUAUCGACAUCUCAGGAACAAGGCAAAGGCUUCGAAGGACAGGAAUGCUACAGGUGCAAAUAAAACAUCUUCCAAUCCCAACGUCAAGGGAUGUGGAGCACCCGUCCUGUUGAGCAAAGUCUUUCCCACUCAUACGGCAGGAUGGCUUGAUGACAAUGUGGAGUCGCCUUUGCUGUCUCAACACGGUGUCGAUGCACCCAAACAUUGUGUUGCUCAGUUGGAUGAACGCUUCUUGCACCAGGAAUUAACUUACGCAUCUCUUGUCGACAAAGGCGCCGUUCAUACUUCGUUGUCUGCCGCCUUGACACCUCGAAGCUUGAGCGCCCCUCCUCCGCCUUGUAUUUCAGAGAACUCCUUCAAGAUAAGCCAUGGUGGUCUUCCAACUUUUGUUAAGCCAUUAUCUCCCGACCUCACUCCAGACGAUAUUGACUAUCUCCGUAUGAAAGGCGCACUAGACGUACCGUCGCCGAAGUUUAUGAAAGCUAUCUUGACGGCCUAUGCCCAUUUUGUCCAUCCAAUGAUGCCCACAAUUGACCUUUCAUGCUGUGUUGGGGUCCUGGCUGGCAAGAGCGCGAGCAUCGGUAUCCUGACAUUGCAAGCUAUUGCUUUCACCGCCAUUCCUUUUGUAGAUCUAAGUGAUAUACGCAAAGUGGGUUUCGAUACACGGCGCGCCUGUCGAAAGGCAUUCUAUAAUAAGACCCGGUUGCUCUACGAUCAUGAUGUUGAGAGUGAGAAGAUCUCCAUAAUCCAAGCUGUACUCCUCAUGGCAUAUUGGAAUGAGAAACCAGGCGAUAACAGAGGCGCAUGGUACUGGACGGGAAUUGCUAUUACUCUUGCACAAACCCUGGGUAUGCACAGGCAGGCCGAAUACAAGGUCAAGUCGCAAGAAACAAAGCUGUUCAAGCGAGUGUGGUGGUCUUGCUAUACUCGAGAUCGAAUGUUAGGGAUUGCGAUGGGACGAUAUCUGCGAAUCCGAGACGAGGAGUUUGACACGCCUCCGCUUACACUUGAAGAUUUUGACUUCAUCAACUAUCCUGGUGAGGAAGACACAAUCUUUCCGAGCAUGGAUGACCAGAUAUCGCUAGCAGAGAUGUGCAUAAAUGCCACAGAGAUAUGCAAGCUGAGCGGCAAAAUACUUGCACUUCAUUUCUCCGUUCUUCAAGACGAAUUCAGCACUUCGACAGCCAGGGGGGACAACGGGUCGACAGCAACCAUGCUGUUUGCGAAAAGGAGCUCACCUGGGAAAGAACUGGUGCAAAUCUACGAUGACCAACUUCAAGCCCUUUACAGCCGUCUUUCCCCUUCUUGCUCUUACCGAAUCCUAGCCAGUCAAGGGGUCACUAGUCGUUGCAUUAUGGCUAAUGCAGCAUCCUUGUAUAUCACCUUUUGGACGGCUGUAUCAGCCCUACACCGACCUCAACUUCGAGAGCGUGACAAAACGGUCUCAGCCGCUCGAGUUGAAGAAGCUGCCAUUGAAGUCUCGCGUGUUGAUCGAGAAAUGCACAAAUCGGGUCUGGGCCGGUACCUCCCUGCCACUGCGUCCGUAUCAUUUCAAAUAACCACGUUUAUCACGCAUACAAAGCGUCUCGAACGCCAAGAGACUGAAGACGUGGCGGAGGUACUUGAAUCCCUUUUUUUCUGUAUCAAACUAAUUGAGACGGGUCGGGAGGCAUUCCCUGGCGGCGACCAAGCAUUCGACAUGAUGUCGUUCAUCGCCCUUCUCGCUAAUAUCACCCUGCUGUUCGACUCAGAAUCAAAUCUUUGGGGAGUCGAGUACCACGGCGUUCACGUCUGUCCGGGAAGUCGUCAGCUCAACUUGGACGCGAGUACCGUAUCUUCGAGUUUUAAGGAUGUGUCUCCCUGUGAGAAUGUCACGGAUCUGCCCCUUACGCGCCAUGACGAGAUGCCAUGCACUAAGAGAGAUUUACAGAGCAUUGAUCCGCAAGCCCUCUCAUUUGAUCAUAUGGACGCGAUUGACUGGGGAAGUCUUGCUGAUUUUCUGCCUCUGUCCAACACCGACGAUGAGCACUUUUUCGGUACGAUUGCCAAUUCGGACUGCCUGCAAAGUGUAAAAAUGGGGUGA
Exophiala aquamarina CBS 119918 is the source of this 2244-nucleotide messenger RNA. RefSeq lists its product as uncharacterized. The transcript has 3 exons. Gene Ontology annotation, molecular function: zinc ion binding; DNA binding; DNA-binding transcription factor activity, RNA polymerase II-specific. Gene Ontology annotation, biological process: DNA-templated transcription; regulation of DNA-templated transcription. The record is from RefSeq and is a predicted model, not a curated record. The coding region runs from base 1 to 2244 and encodes 747 amino acids. NCBI's taxonomy places the organism in Eukaryota, Fungi, Ascomycota, Eurotiomycetes, Chaetothyriales, Herpotrichiellaceae.